AUGGGGAAGCUCUACGCGAGGACGACGCCGCCGCCAGAUCUGAACAAGAACACGGAGUGGUUCAUGUACCCCGGCGUGUGGACGAUCUACAUCCUCAUCCUGUUCUUCGCCUGGAUUGCCGUCCUGUCGGUGGCCGCGUGCUCGCCGGGGACGGCCUGGACGAUCGUCAACCUCUUCCACUUCGGGGUGAGUCUCCGCUUCCUCAGACCUGCGCCGCUCCGGCACUCUCCUCGGUCAUUUUCCCUGCCGGCGUUCGGAUCGGGGUUCUUCCGCUGCUUCGGCUUGAAUCUCGCCGGCGAUCCUUCAUUGCCGCGUGCGACUGGCCUUCGCUGUCCAGGAAUUUGAAUUUGGGGGAGAGUGGAUGGGGAUCUGUCCUGGAAUUGUGGGAAUUUCUUCACAUCAUGAUGGCUCCUACAGUAUGAGAGAAUUUCUUCGAGUUCAUAUCUGCUCAAAUCGCCAUGGGAUUUCUCUUUCAUAGGAACUGUUGGCCCGCUCCGAUCUCCGUUAGCCGAUUGUUGUGCACAACAUCUGGAUAUCGCCUGCGUUUCACGCAUCUUCUUCAAGAGCGAUACUGUUUCUUCAUUUUCUCGUCAGAUUCUGAAGGGAAAAAAAAAAUCUAUCCGAGAUCCCGUAGGAUUGGAACUGCGUGCGGGCUUCCUCUUGGUUCUUCUUCAAAAUUGGUAUAUAUGGCUAUUAGAAGAAAUGAUUCCAGGAAUUGAUUCAAAUGUAAGUAUAAUCCAUUCAUGAAUACUUCAGAAAUGGAAGAAUCGCCAAGAACCCUAAAAUGCAUCACGAAGAUCACAAGCAAAAAGAUAGAGAAACCGAAACAUCUACAGUUGGCAAAAUCAAAUCACCGAGGUUUCUUGUUCCAAUUAUUGAGGAAAAAGUCAUCUGAAGCUUUCUGGGUUUUUAUCGGGCACAAUUUAAUUUGUUCAACGCUUUUGUUUCCAGCCAUCCUUUUCGGAAUCUACUCGGUGUUUAGAUUUUAGUCCUCUGCGAUUCCCGAUAUGGAAUAUUUUUUUCUACUCUGGGUCAACUAUCUCAAUCGUGAUCAUUUCAAGUAUCAUUUAAUGUUGCAGGUGACUUAUCAUUAUUUCCACUGGAAGAAGGGAACCCCUUUCGCCGAAGAUCAGGGCGUGUACAAUGCGUUGACCUGGUGGGAACAGAUGGACAAUGGCAAGCAGCUAACCCAGAACAGGAAGUUCGUGACCGUCGUGCCAGUUAUUCUGUGAGUAUGCUCAUUCACUAUAUUACAUUACGAAUCAUCAUUUCAUGAACUAUGAUCAAGAGAUACGCCUGGAAACCGGUACUCUCGAGCAAUCUGUGCAAGUUUUCUGUGGAUUCAGUGGAAUCCUCCUUGAUCGGCUUUCAUCGAUUCUUGGAAUCGUUCAAAUUGUGAAAAUUAAUAAAUUGCAUAUAUUAUUUGAAAUAGAUGGAUUUUACUAUUUUUUCCUUUCAUAAUAUAAUCAUCUAUCCUCAUCUCUUGUCUGAAAAAUGUCAACCUUCGAGAGCAUGGCAGGACUAGAAUCAUUCGAUCCAUCUCCAUCUCCUCAUUUAUCUCACUAGAAACCCCCGAGUCUGGCAUUUCUUGUCCACCUCAUAGAGAGAGAGAGAGAGAGAGAGAGAGAGAGAGAGAGAGAGAGAGAGGGAGAGGGAGAGAGAGAGGAGGGAGGAGGGAGAGAGAGAGAGAGGGAGAGAGAGAGGAGAGAGGGAGAGAGAGAGAGAGAGAGAGAGAGAGGGAAAGAGAGAGAGAGGGAGAGGGAAAGAGAGAAAGAGAGGGAGAGGGAGAGAGAGAGAGAGAGAGAGAGAGAGAGGGAAAGAGAGAGAGAGAGAGAGAGAGAGAGAGAGAGAGAGAGAGAGAGAGAGAGAGAGAGAGAGAGAGAGAGAGAGAGAGAGAGAUGGAUUGAAUAAGUCAGUACUCUUCAGUGAUUUUCAGAAGACCGAGAGGAUUACCUUUUUCUUUGUUUCCUCAGGUACCUGUUAGCCUCCCACACCAGCAAUUAUCAGCGUCCGAUGCUCUUCCUCAACAGUCUUGCAGCCUUCGUUCUGGUCGUUGCCAAGUUCCCGAAUAUGCACAAAGUUCGCAUCUUUGGAAUCAAUGCCGGCCGUUGA
Spirodela intermedia is the source of this 2112-nucleotide messenger RNA. Lineage: Eukaryota; Viridiplantae; Streptophyta; Magnoliopsida; Alismatales; Araceae. The record is from the annotation of a GenBank genome assembly.